CUCAGAACACCGUCGGCAAUGGAGCCGCGAGGCUCUGCUGCACUCUCCGACACGCCGUACACGCUCUUCGCCAGCAGCAGUGACGGCCGCCGGGCCGGUAGCUGGCCGUACCUCUGCACACUCCUCGCUGUGCUCCUGGGCACCGGCGUGCACGCGUCCAAGGAGGCGCUCGUGCCGAGCGAGAAGUCGCUCGAGGCGCUCGGCCUCUCCCCGGUUUGCUAUUCGGCGCUCACCAUCACGCCCGUGGCUCUCGGUAUCGUCACGCCUCUCGCGUGGGGGCGGCUGUGGGACACGAGGGCGGCGCUUGUCCUAGUUGGCGCUCCGCUCGGCGAACUGGUCGGCUCGGGCCUCACCGCCUGCGGGCUGCUCGCGCUCGGCGCCAGGAACAGCCCCGCCGCCGCCGCCGCCAUACUCGCCGGCCUGGUCGCCUCGUCCGCCUGCCGCGCGGGCAUCACGAUCGCCGAGUUCUCGCUGGUCGGCCGCGUCUGCGGCAGGAACGCGGCGGCUGGCUUUGGCGCGCUGGUGGUCGCCAAGCACGGAAUGGGCUCGCUGAUGUCGUGGGCAGUUCCCAUUUUGCUCGGCGAAGGCGCGCUCGGCGUCGCGCCGUUGCUCUCCCUGCAGCUCCUCCUCCUCGCCCCCCACGCCAUCGCCGUCUGCUCGGGCGCAGCCCUUUCCGUGUUGCACCGUCCGGCGGCGGGAGAGGGCGGCGGCGGCGAUCUGCCUGAGGUGGACUCGACGCCGCGAGAAGGCAAGGUGCUCUGCGGGGCGGGGCGAGGCCACGGCUCGCGCGACCCGGCUGCGGGCGGUGCUGCCGGCGCGGCCUCGCUGCUGCAGUCGCUGCAGCAGUCGCAACGGAUGACGUCGCAGAGUGUCGCCGUACUCCUGAUCGGGCUGUGGCGCGCGCUCGAGUUGGGACGCUUCACGCAUACCACUCCGUGCGCGUGCAGCUCGCGGCGAGCAUGGGCAGUCUCUCGACCCGGAGCGCGGGCGCGCUCCUCGCUUCGAACGACCUCGUCGCCAUCGCGCUACUGCCGCUGCUCAUGCUCUCCUCGCGCUCGCUCAACGGGCUGCGCGCGCUGCUGGUGGCGACGCCAGUGGCGAGCGCGGUCGCGGUGGCCGUGCUGCUGCUCAGGGUGCGCAGCCACGGCAGCGUGCACGCCGAGCUCUUCGCGCUCUCCCUCCUCGAGGUUGGCGCUCCCGUGGUUCCGCUCGCGCUGCUGCCGCGCGCAAGCCGUCGGGCGGGCGGCGGGUGGGUGCCAAGCGACCGACUGGGCACGGCAUACGGCACAAUCGAGACUCUCUUCAUCCUCAUGCAAAUCACGAUCACGAUGCUGCUCGGGGUGCUCCGCUCCGUCGAUUCGGACGGUGACGGCAUCCCCGACGCCGAGGACCCCGACGGAAAGUGGCGUUUCGUCGGGCCGCUGAGCCUGCUCGCGGGCGGUUUUGCCGGCGCGGCAGUGGUGUCGGUGCUCCUCCUCGAGCGAGUCGGCGGGGGGGCGGUUGUGCGGGGGAGCGACGCCGACCGCGGUUGCCAGCCGUGCUUGGCAAUGAUCGGCCGGACGCCCUCGUGUGGUGAGACUGAGAGUGGGGCAGCACGCGCGCGUAUUUAGCGAGAGUAACGCGACCGGUCCCCUAUCAGACAGUGUUAUUUACGUACCAAGGUAUGCAAAGAGUGAGAAUGC
Emiliania huxleyi CCMP1516 is the source of this 1682-nucleotide messenger RNA. RefSeq lists its product as hypothetical. NCBI's taxonomy places the organism in Eukaryota, Haptophyta, Isochrysidales, Noelaerhabdaceae. The transcript is spliced from 11 exons. The record is from RefSeq and is a predicted model, not a curated record. The coding region runs from base 19 to 1425 and encodes 468 amino acids.